Messenger RNA from Penicillium canescens, 1341 nucleotides. Its product is annotated as sensor histidine kinase. Gene Ontology annotation, molecular function: phosphorelay sensor kinase activity. The record is from RefSeq and is a predicted model, not a curated record. Gene Ontology annotation, biological process: signal transduction. Bases 1 to 1341 code for a protein of 446 amino acids. Lineage: Eukaryota; Fungi; Ascomycota; Eurotiomycetes; Eurotiales; Aspergillaceae. The transcript is spliced from 5 exons.
AUGACACGGUCUCUAACGAACCUGUUUUUGGAAUACUACGGGACGCAUAUCCUGAUGCAGAUAUGUACAUUGAACUUGAAGGACGAAGCCCGUGUUUUACCGUCUGCCCUUGAAAGCGGCCUAUGGGAAGACACCGACUGCUUUGAUGGCUUUAUUUUGAACCAAACAAUCCGGAUUCGUGUUAUUGCUGCUCCAUGCGAUAAUGUGUCGGGAGCAUGCUUACUCAUAGUAGAAUUCAAGGACUUGGAGUUGAUAUUUGAUGAUGUCGAUUCCUGGUUUGUUCACACUUGCGCAGGUAUGAUCUCCCAGAUGUGGCAGAAACAUCAGCCGGUAGAAGUUAUGACAAUGAAAGAGAAAUUUCUUCCAGGAUUUUCUCACCAGCUUCGAACUCCACUUCAGGGAACCCUGGGCUCCCUGCCUUCGCGGGAUCUAGGCGAGACUCCUAACCGACUACCACUCUCAUCGGAAUUACCCCAACAGCGCCCUUCCCUUGGACCUUCUAUUCACCUCAACACCAUCAGAACUGCGAGCCGAGACUUGAAUGCGAUAGCCAAUAACAUGAUUACCUUAAACCGCUGGGUUGACACCGCCAUGAGAGAUCGGUGUUAUCUCCCACACUCCAUUCAACAGGACCUAGCGGGUGAAGUGUUGAAGAUCUGUUUGGAUGACACACGCUAUAGGGCGUCGAUGGUCCUCUGUCACGACCUACCGCUGCAUUUCGACCGUCUUCGGAUUGGUCUUAGCCUGCUUUGCGACAGCCUGCCUCCGCUUGCGGUGAAUGCCACUCAAAACACGUUGGAGGGGACUGUUGUCGUAUCCGUGUUUAUACUGCCCGGGUACAUGUCACUUGCUGACACUGGCCGCGAAAUUCACCCCGAUCACCAUCAACGCAUUUUGGAGCCGUACGGGAAAGUCGGCAUACACUCGCCAGGUGCCGGUUUGGGCCUAACUCAAGCAACUGAAUUUACAACACUCCGUCACUGGUCCAUCGAAUUGAUACCAUCUAAAAUUGAUCGUGGUUCCCAUUUCAGAGCUACCUUCCGAGAAGUUGAAUACCUUUGCUCAAUUUCACCAGCACAGUCUGAGUUCUCACUAUUGAAAUUUUACCCUCCAAAUUGUACAACAUGGCAGUUGAUGCGAAAUAGCAAAUCGUUGUGCAACAUCUUUAUCAAAUACCUUACGCACGUUGGAUUCAAUAAUUCAAACACCAUAGAGGACAGAUUUGCCGUCCUCGACUUUGCGCCCUGCUUGGAGCAACACCGCGCGGAGUUAUUGCACCUUCCGUCUGAUCAAGUCGCCAUUUGUCUUGUUCCAGCCUCACCAAAGGCAACCUUGCAUUAA